This is a messenger RNA of Dovyalis caffra, 1359 nucleotides long. Lineage: Eukaryota; Viridiplantae; Streptophyta; Magnoliopsida; Malpighiales; Salicaceae. The record is from the annotation of a GenBank genome assembly.
AUGGCCACCCACGCAGCUCUUGCCCCUUCAAGAAUCCCAGCCAAUACCAGACUUCCCUCCAAGAUCAACCACUCUUUCCCUACUCAAUGCUCCUCGAAGAGGCUAGAAGUGGCAGAGUUUUCUGGGCUUAGAGCCAGUUCAUGUUUAACCUACGCCAAGAACGCUAGUGAGGGAUCCUUCUUUGAUGUGGUGGCUUCCCAACUUGCUCCCAAGGUUGCAGUAUCAACUCCUGUUAGGGCAGAAACUGUGGCCAAAUUAAAAGUGGCUAUCAAUGGAUUUGGACGCAUUGGCAGGAACUUCCUGCGAUGCUGGCAUGGUCGCAAAGACUCGCCCCUUGACGUGAUUGUUGUCAAUGACAGUGGUGGUGUCAAGAACGCUUCCCACUUAUUGAAAUAUGAUUCUAUGCUUGGAACUUUCAAAGCAGAGGUGAAAAUUGUGGACAACGAGACCAUCAGUGUGGAUGGCAAGCCCAUUAAAGUUGUUUCCAGCAGAGACCCUCUUAAGCUUCCUUGGGCAGAGCUCGGAAUAGACAUCGUUAUUGAGGGAACAGGAGUUUUUGUGGACGGUCCUGGUGCUGGGAAACAUAUUCAAGCUGGUGCCAAGAAAGUUAUCAUCACUGCUCCAGCCAAAGGUGCUGAUAUUCCAACCUACGUUGUCGGUGUUAAUGAAAAGGACUACGACCAUGAGGUUGCCAACAUUGUGAGUAAUGCUUCUUGCACCACAAAUUGUCUGGCUCCUUUUGUGAAAGUCAUGGACGAGGAAUUCGGCAUUGUCAAGGGAACAAUGACGACCACUCACUCCUACACUGGAGAUCAGAGGCUCUUGGAUGCUUCACACCGUGACCUGAGGAGAGCCAGGGCUGCAGCAUUGAACAUAGUCCCAACAAGCACCGGUGCAGCCAAGGCUGUGUCUCUAGUGCUGCCUCAGCUCAAGGGAAAGCUCAAUGGCAUUGCCCUCCGGGUCCCGACACCUAAUGUUUCAGUUGUUGACCUAGUUGUGAAUGUUGAGAAGAAGGGCAUGACAGCAGAAGAUGUCAAUGCAGCCUUCAGAAAGGCAGCUGCUGGACCAUUGAAAGGCGUAUUGGACGUCUGCGAUGUUCCUCUUGUGUCUGUCGACUUCCGGUGCUCUGAUGUCUCUUCGACCAUCGACUCUUCACUGACCAUGGUCAUGGGAGAUGAUAUGGUCAAGGUUGUCGCCUGGUACGACAACGAAUGGGGAUACAGCCAAAGAGUUGUUGAUUUAGCACAUCUUGUAGCCAUCAAGUGGCCAGGUGUGGCUGCAGCAGGAAGUGGAGACCCAUUGGAGGACUUCUGCAAGACAAAUCCAGCUGAUGAGGAAUGCAAAGUUUAUGAAGCUUAG